Sphaerulina musiva SO2202 is the source of this 1935-nucleotide messenger RNA. RefSeq lists its product as uncharacterized. Lineage: Eukaryota; Fungi; Ascomycota; Dothideomycetes; Mycosphaerellales; Mycosphaerellaceae. The transcript has a single exon. The coding region runs from base 128 to 1405 and encodes 425 amino acids. The record is from RefSeq and is a predicted model, not a curated record.
CGCAGCGGGGCGCAUCGCGAAACAUUAUACUAUCUCCCGCGUGUUUACAUCCCCACACAUUGCUCACGUCCACGCUCCUUACCGCCAGCGUUGCGAACUUUGGCCUCAUGGGGCGUACGUUCAUCUAAUGAGCACACAGGAGACUAAGCCAAGAAUUUCCCUCUCAGAAGGCGCCCCCAGGAGCGCGAGCAGAGAAGAUCAUAUCCGUCUGCCCAACUCUCGCCGUAGCGGGUCUUCUGGGAAGAAGCGUAGGCGCCACGACGACGAGCAGGCACUGGAGCAGUCACAAGAGCCUUGCUGCAAACGCAAGAAAGAAGAGUCCGAACAAGGGCAGGAGCCGGACUCAAAUUGUCGCAAGGAUGGCGCAGAAAAACAAGAUCCUGUUCAAUAUUGGGCAAGGACGGGCGAGUGGCCGAAAGACUUUGGCCAACUGAGCGAACCCGAGAGCGAUGGAUCAAAUAAGAGGCGUCGGUCUAGCACACCGAGUUAUUUGAGGCGAGCAAGAGACACGGCUGCGUACGAGGCAGAACUCCAACGCUACGGUAUAGUAUUCGACAAUUUGACCACCAAGGACUUAGUCACUGCCGAGAGUAAGGCUAUGUGUCAAGCCUUAUUAAGUGUGGACGAUCUCGCUCCCGCCUACAACUUUUGCUCCGAGGACAUGUAUAUCAGAAUUUUCGAACGAGCGAGCAAAUGCAACGAAGAAAGGGUUCGCCGCGACCUCACCCCUCACAUUGUGCCUUCCGCAGAGCUCUUGUAUAUACUGGACCAGGUGAACACACUGGAAAACGUCAAGGAGGAGAUGUCUGCGGAUUGGAACAGAUGCAGUCUGCUCGGCGGUACUCAGCCAAGGCCAGACUAUGCGUACGGCUUGUCAUCGGCUACUUUCAAUGAAGAAGAACGUCAAAAUUGGAGAACUACACCAAUAUCAACAACCCUACCAAGUUCACGGAGUCCAUGUACUUCCCAUUCCUCCUGUGCGAGUCGAAAUGCGGAAAGAAGAAUAUCAAUGAUGCAGACCGACAAAACGUACACAGUGCCAGCAUCGCCGUCAACGCGAUCGUUCAGCUGUGCCGCGCUGCCGGAGAACAAACAGCUCAAAGCCUCAGCGGCCACAUCCUCGUCUUCAGCGUCUCCCACGAUAAUGAGAGGGUCAAGAUAUACGGACACUUUCCCAUCAUCCGAGAAGGUCGCACCACGUUCCAUCGAUAUUAUUUUCACGACUACAGUCUCGACGGUGACUUCGGCCGAAACAGGAACACGGGCUCAAAUUUCACACGAGCUGUCUACCGCGAUUUCUAUCCCUUGCAUCUGCGAAGGAUACAGCAGGCAAUUGCGCGUCUGCCAGAUCCACCAACAUACAUGGUCUCCGAUGUUAGUGUUGGUGAAGGUGAGACGCAAGUGAGCGAACAGUACUCGCAAGAGAGGGACUCAUCACCCAGACCACCGCUUCGCCGAGCCAAAAGCCGGGGAAGCCAGGGAGAGUUGACAUUGAUGAAACAACAGAUGGCGAAAGUCGAACAAAUGUACAAGGCUCAGCUCGAGCAGCAGCGGGAACAGAUGGAGCAGCAGAAAGAAGAGAUUCGGAAGCAGAUGGAGCAGCAGAAAGAGGAGAGUCGGAAGCAGAUGGCUCUCCUGGAGAAAUUACUAGAUCAAAGGCAUGGAUAGACGAAUGGUGCUCUCGCAUUGAAGACGUUACACAGCCAGCUCGGGACGUAUAUCGCCAGCGUGGAGCGAAGUUUAUCCACGAACCUAUCACGGAUCAUUCUGUAAAUCAAGAAACCAUGCGAAUUGCCAAUGAUCCUCCUAGCAGUCAUCACUAUCUUCUACGUUCGAGAACGACAACGUCUGGAGGCUGCAGUCCUGGGUACUGAAUCCUCAUCUCCACGUAUACGGGCAUGUCCCACGGGAGCUUUUGCACAUCGAAUAGGUACC